AUGUCUCCCGAGUCGAAGAUGCUCUUGGAUGAGAUGCAUCGUCUCUUCACCGAGCAAUCGACGAAGAUCGACACGCGCCUCACCGAGUCGGAUCACCGGAUCGACGAGCUCUUCGCUGAGUCCGAGCGGAAGCUCGACUCCCGCUUCACCGACGGUGACCGUCGCCUGGAGAAACGCUUCGUCGAGGUUGAGGACUCCAUCAACAAACGCUUCAUCGACAUCAACGAAUCCCUCACCAAGCGCAUCGCCGAUUCCGACCUCAACCUGGAGCGGCGCAUCAUCACCGACUCCGAGCUCCGUCAAUCGACGCUCAUCUCCGACUCCGAGCAGCGCCAGGACCUCCGCCUCAUCACCGUCGAGCACGCAGCGGGGGCGCUCGAGAGAUGGCGUCAGGAGUCCGAGGGCGCUGUCGAUGAUCUCAACGGGCAUCACGUCGAACUGACUACACGGGUGGAUGGAAUUGGGGAUACAACUUCCCAAUUCCAUUGCUCGGCCAACGGUAUGAGUACAAUCCCCAACACAGUUGUUCCUCCCACUCAGUCUGUUGUUCAUGAUGGUCAAUUGCUUGAGCAUGAGUCUGACACCACUCAUCCCAACACUGGCCGAUUACCUAAGUUCGAUUUUCCUGCAUUUGAGGGCGACAAUCCCAAGUUAUGGAUAGUUCAGGCUGAGGAUUAUUUUGACAUGUACCACAUUCCCAAACCUAUCUGGGUUCGAGUCUCGCGUAUGCGUUUCCGCGGGGGUGCGGGUCGGACGGAAGAGGUGACUGACUCCAUCUGCAAGCCGGAGGGUCCCAAGCCUAUAUUCAGAGGCAAUAUCCGGAAUGCUGCUCCACAGCAUCGGGUUCCAGCUGCUGAGAAGCCCGGUGAUGACAAGGUGGCGAUGCCCACGUCUGAAGAUAAGCUCUCCACACUGCGGUCCUACCGACGGGCUCGCGGUCUUUGUGAGCGUUGUGCAGAAAAAUGGGUACGUGGUCACAAGUGUGCUGCAACCGUUCAGUUACAUGCUAUUCAAGAGAUAUGGGAUAUGUUCAGUAUUGAUGAACCAGUUGAGAUGGCUGUCGACGCUACUGAGCAGUUACUUCUGGCUCUUUCUCAUGAUGCAAGAAUGGGUUCUCAGACUCACCGUACCAUCAGUUUCAAUGGCAGCAUACAAGGGAUGCACAUUGUUGUGUUGGUUGAUUCGGGGAGCUCCGUUUCCUUUCUGUCGGCAUCUGUCGCUGACGCUCUUCCUCAGCUGCCAAGGGUGCCUAUGUCAGCGUAUGUUAAAGUUGCUAAUGGACAGCUUUUGCGCUGCAAUUCAGCUAUUUUGGGAUGUGAGUUUUCUCUGGGUGAAUAUGCUUUUCAGCAUGCUGGGAAUGGAUUGGUUGGAACUUUACAGCCCGAUGCAGAUACAUUGGAAAGCAAAAUGGCUGUCUCUACCCUAUAA
Messenger RNA from Miscanthus lutarioriparius, 1428 nucleotides. The record is from the annotation of a GenBank genome assembly. Lineage: Eukaryota; Viridiplantae; Streptophyta; Magnoliopsida; Poales; Poaceae.